Messenger RNA from Eutrema salsugineum, 1899 nucleotides. RefSeq names its product low-temperature-induced 65 kDa protein. The transcript is spliced from 5 exons. The record is from RefSeq and is a predicted model, not a curated record. Gene Ontology annotation, biological process: response to stress; response to abscisic acid. The coding region runs from base 152 to 1780 and encodes 542 amino acids. NCBI's taxonomy places the organism in Eukaryota, Viridiplantae, Streptophyta, Magnoliopsida, Brassicales, Brassicaceae.
ACAGCAAUCCAGAGGUGGUUCGGCGAUGCGUCUUCCUCGACUCUCUCUGAUCUCUAUAUAAAGCUUUCAAGAAGCUUCUCAGAUUUUCUCAGACGCAAUUUGGUUGCAGAGAAACGCAAAGAGAAAAUCCAAAGGGAUAUAGAGUUGGAUAAUGGAUUCGCAAACGCAGUUGCAACGUACUCAUGGCCAUCACCAAGCAGAGGGACCAAUUAGGAUUCAGCAUCCAGAGGAAGAAGAGCAUCAUGAGAAAGGACCAGGAAAAGUUCUGAAGAAAGUUAAGGAAAAAGCAAAGAAAAUAAAGAAAGCUCUUACUAAACAUGGACAUGGUCAUGAGCACGGAGAACACAUCCCCGACGAUCACGAUCUAGACGAAGAAGACGAUGAAGGUGACUACAAAGACCAAAAACUCCACGGCGGUGCACCAGCAAGAGGAAACACUCACAUUAAGCAGGACCCGUUGAAGGAGGAGCUAGUCCCUCCAGGCACAAAAUUUUUUCCGGUCGUGUCCUCUUCCCACACGAAACCAAUCAGAGGAGCCGAACCAGUACUACGAGGCUCCAAUGCCUCUCACGGCCACGAAGCACUGUCUCAUCCUGUGAGACCCUCCGGUGUAUCGGAAAAAGAAGAGAGAAGAGGGGUUGCUACACUGACACCGCACAACACCCCUGUUUCUUUGCUCUCUUCGACUGAAGAUGUCACGAGAACGUUUGUUCCUGGUGAACAACGUAGGGUCAAUAUCGAGAGACCCAGAGGAUUGGAGGAAGAUCCGGCUGCUCCAGGUGGAAGAUCAGGAGCUCUUGGCCGGAAAUCGAAUCAUCAGUCCAAAGUUACUGAUCCCACUGGAAAAGCUGGUGGAGAAAUUGGAGCAGCACCGGCUAUCCCAGCUUUUGGGAGGAGGCAAAAAACAGGCGAAGAAGAUGAUCAAUUAAGGCUUGGAAGAGAUCUGCCGGAGAGAAGCCAUGGUUUUGAUUUGAAAUCAGGACCCAAACAUUUACCGGCGGGGAACUAUGGAUCUGGAUUGGAGAAAGAAUCUCCGGCGAGGAGCCAUGAGUUUGAAGUGAAAUCAGGGGCUGAAUUGGAAAAAGAGAUUCCGACGGGAACUCAAGGAUUAUGGAUCCGUGAGGAUGAGAUGCAUCAGCCGAAUCAGAGCAGUUACACAGAUAAGAUCGCAUCGGUGACUUCGGCCGUAGCUGAUAAAGCUGCAGCGGCAAAAAACGCCGUCGCUUCGAAGCUGGGAUACUACGGGGAACUCGGAGACGGCGGCGACUUGAAUCGUGUAAAAGUAGAGCAAACCCAGCAGGGACAAGACAAGGGUGUCUCGGCCAGAGAAUAUCUGUCGGAGAAAUUAAGUCCGGGAGAGGAAGACAAGGCUUUGUCGGAAGUUGUCGCCGAGAAGCUUCAUCUCGGAGGCGAGAACACGACGGCGCCGGCGAAGAAGGGGAUAGUGACUCAAUCGGAGGAGGUGGAGAAGCGGCUAGGAGGAUUCUCAGAUCCGAAAUCGGAAGGGGCGAUGAAACACGGGGAAGAAGCGGUUGCGGAGGAAGGCGAAGGAGGAAUGGUGGAGAUGUUGAGAGGAGCUGUGACGUCAUGGAUUUCCGGUACGACGGAGGAAGUGAUGCAAAAGUCUACAGAGUCUGUUCAGGACUCUUCACAGUCCGUCGGCUCCACCGUCGGGAAUAUGGGAUUUUCCGGUUCGGGAGCAGAUGGGGCGGGUCAACGCAGCGGUGACAAGAGUGACUCUGUGCCUGUGCAGAAGAGAUUUCAAGAAUCUGGAAACUGACAUUUGCUGCUUUACUUUUUUUUCCAUGUAUGGUUUGUUAAUGCUUUGUAUAUUAAUGUGUGUAGUAUGGUUUUUGAUGAUCAGACUUUGAUCCAAUAGCUGAUUUUGCUGUAUUACUC